AUGGCUGAUAGCGGCAAACUUCUCGAGGCUCCCGUCCAUGCGCGGGUGGCCCCCGUGACAACGCCUGCGCCGUCGACAUCAAAGGUGCACUAUCCGUUUUGGUUUGGAGGUUCAGCCUCAUGCUUUGCGGCCGGCGUGACGCACCCGUUAGACUUGGUCAAGGUCCGGUUACAAACACGCGCUCCCGAUGCCCCCAAGACCAUGGUUGGCACUUUUGGACAUAUCAUCAGAAAUAAUGGGCUCUUCGGCCUGUACAAUGGUCUCUCUGCCGCCCUCCUGCGCCAAAUGACCUACUCUACAACACGAUUCGGAAUCUACGAAGAAUUAAAAUCCCGUGUCGCCACAUCCUCCCCGAAUUCCUCGCCGAGCAUCCUCACCCUCCUCGGCAUCUCAUGUACCUCCGGCUUCAUCGGCGGUGUUGUCGGCAACCCGGCCGACGUGCUGAACGUGCGCAUGCAGCACGAUGCCUCUCUUCCUCCGGCCCAGCGCCGAAACUACCGCCACGCCUUCCAUGGCUUGAUCGAGAUGACCCGGACUGAAGGAUUCGGCUCGUUGUUCCGUGGCGUGUGGCCAAACUCUACCCGCGCGGUCCUCAUGACAGCAUCCCAAUUGGCUUCCUACGACACUUUCAAGAAAAUGUGCAUGGAGCAGGCUGGUAUGGGCGAUCACCUGGGCACUCACUUCACCGCCUCGUUCAUGGCUGGUUUCGUCGCAACCACUGUCUGCAGUCCCGUCGACGUGAUCAAGACCCGUGUUAUGACCGCCUCUCACGCCGAUGGCCGUGGUCAGAGCAUUGUCCACCUGCUGCGCGAUAUCUGCCGCAAGGAAGGCCUGGCUUGGACUUUCCGCGGCUGGGUUCCCAGUUUUAUUCGUCUGGGCCCUCACACUAUUGCCACAUUCCUAUUCCUUGAGGAGCACAAGAAGCUAUACCGCAAGUUGAAGGGCAUUUAG
Penicillium atrosanguineum is the source of this 951-nucleotide messenger RNA. RefSeq lists its product as uncharacterized. The coding region runs from base 1 to 951 and encodes 316 amino acids. Gene Ontology annotation, biological process: succinate transmembrane transport; oxaloacetate transport; malate transmembrane transport. Lineage: Eukaryota; Fungi; Ascomycota; Eurotiomycetes; Eurotiales; Aspergillaceae. Gene Ontology annotation, molecular function: oxaloacetate transmembrane transporter activity; sulfate transmembrane transporter activity; antiporter activity. The record is from RefSeq and is a predicted model, not a curated record. The transcript is spliced from 4 exons.